UCCUCCUCCUUCCUCUGUUUUCUUUCACUUUGUUUGUUUGGUUAUUUUGUUCGUUUCCUCCAACCCUGAGAGACCCCUCACUAUUUGGGAUCUAAACUCAUUUCAGCAACCUUCAAUUCCACAGAUCGCCGCCGGAUCAUCAUCCUUCAUUCAAUCUUUACCCAUUCAGUUUCUUUUCUUUUUCACGAACCAACGCUUCCGCCGCCCUCGAUUUCACUGCAUCUCUCGAAUGCUUUAACGGCAAGAACUGUGGAUGGGUCUUUUCUUCUUCCUGUUCUUCCAUCUGGGUUUGUUUUGAAAUUUCAUUUUCUGGGUUGUAUUUUGAUUAUGCUGCUGAACACGCUGAAUCUGAGCGUUUUGGGUUUGAUUAUCGCAUUCAGACUCUGAGCUCUUCCCCUGUUCUUCUUUUUCUUCUGCUACUCUUCGAAUAGGCGAAUCUGUUCGUUCUUUUCAAUCAAGGAAGCUGUAUUUUCGGCGAUUUUAAGGCAUUCAAAUGAAAGAAGCAGAGAAAAGCUUAGAUCCUCAACUAUGGCAUGCCUGUGCGGGAGGCAUGGUCCAGAUGCCUGCAAUUAACUCCAAGGUUUUCUACUUCCCUCAGGGCCACGCCGAGCACGCUCAGGCCACCGUCGAUUUCACCUCCUCACUCAGAAUCCCGCCUCUUAUUCUUUGUCGAGUGCUCGCCGUUAAGUUCUUGGCUGACCCUGAAACGGAUGAAGUUUUUGCCAAUGUAAGUUUGGUUCCACUGGCGAACAACGACCUCAAUUUCGAGGAAGAGGGUGGUUUUGGGGGUAAUGGGUCGGAUAAUAACAUGGAGAAGCCGGCUUCCUUUGCCAAGACGUUGACCCAAUCCGAUGCUAACAACGGCGGUGGAUUCUCGGUUCCGAGAUACUGUGCGGAGACGAUAUUUCCGCGACUGGAUUAUACGGCGGAUCCGCCGGUUCAGACGGUGAUUGCUAUGGAUGUUCACGGUGUGGUUUGGAAGUUCCGGCAUAUUUACAGGGGAACACCUCGCCGGCAUUUAUUAACUACUGGGUGGAGUAGUUUUGUGAAUCAGAAAAAACUCGUCGCCGGCGAUUCUAUUGUUUUUCUAAGAUCCAAACAUGGCGACCUCUGCGUCGGGAUCCGGCGAGCCAAACGGGCAAUUGGGUGUGCCGCCGAUCACCCAUAUGGCUGGAAUCCCGGCGGUGGAAAUUGUUUCCCACCAUGUGGUGGAUUGACGAUGUUUCUGAGAGACGAAGACAACAACAAGUUGAGUAGAAAAGGGUCUGUAAGUUCCAGUGGUGGCGGUGGGAAUUUGAGGGGAAAAGGCAAAGUAAGGCCGGAAUCAGUGAUCGAAGCAGCGGCGCUUGCGGCGAGUGGGCAGCCAUUUGAGGUGGUUUAUUACCCUCGUGCCAGCACGCCGGAGUUCUGUGUCAAGGCUUCAUCGGUGCGAGCUGCCAUGAGGAUCCAAUGGUGCUCUGGUAUGAGAUUCAAAAUGCCAUUUGAAACAGAGGAUUCUUCUCGGAUCAGUUGGUUCAUGGGAACCACUUCCUCUGUUCAAGUAGCUGACCCAAUCCGCUGGCCUAAUUCUCCAUGGCGGCUCCUCCAGGUGACAUGGGAUGAGCCAGAUUUGCUACAAAAUGUGAAGCGGGUUAGCCCAUGGUUGGUCGAGCUCGUAUCGAACAUGCCCGUCAUUCAACUAUCACCAUUCUCGUCGCCGAGAAAGAAGUUUCGACUGCCACAGAUCCCAGACAUUCCUCUCGACAGCCAAUUCCCGCUGUCGUCAUCGUCGUCAUCGUUUUCGAGCAAUACCCUUAGGCCAAGCAGUCCCAUGUGUUGUUUAUCUGAUAACACUUCUGUAGGCAUACAGGGAGCCAGGCAUACUCACUUUGGAAUAUCUUUAUCAGAUUUCCAUCUCAACAACAAACUGCAAUUGGGGCUGGUUCCAUCCAGUUUUCAGCAGCUUCAUUUUCACUCUAGAAUUUCCAAUACAGACCAUACUCGGAGCUCAUCGGCAUUGCUUAACGGGGAAAAGACCGGUCCGAAAUUGGAACGAUCCGAUUCGGUGAAGAAGAAGCAUCAGUUUUUACUUUUUGGUCAACCUAUACUUACUGAACAGCAAAUCUGUUGCAGCUCUUCUAGUGACAUUCAUCAAGUUUCUCCAAACAAGUCAGACACCGAACUCGGCCUAGACAUCGGUCACUGCAAGGUAUUCAUGGAGUCGGAAGACGUGGGUCGAACGCUCAACCUUUCAGUCAUCAGCUCGUACGAAGAACUAUACAGGAGGCUAGCCUACAUGUUUGGAAUGGAAAAACCAGACAUUCUUAGCCAUGUCUUGUAUCAAGAUGCAACAGGUGCUGUGAAACAAGCUGGAGACAAACCAUUCAGUGAUUUCAUCAAAACAGCUCGAAGAUUAACGAUUUUAACAGACGAAUCGGGUUCCGACAAGAUGGGAAGAAGGACAUUGAUGGAUGGCGUCCUCAGUGGUGAGAAUGGACGACUAGAUGCCUCAAACAAGACUGGUCCCUUAAGCAUAUUGGCCUAGCGCCUGCGCCUACCCUUUCCUGACUGUGUAAUGAUCUACAGAAUUCUGCUUUGUUUCCUGGGAAAAACACUUCCUCGGAUUUUCAAUCAUUUUAUCAAUCAUGUUCUUGUCUUACUAUGUUUGUCUCAUCAAAUGCAAGUACUGUCUAUAACGUCUAACUGGAUCUAGUUUGAUGCC
Molecule: messenger RNA, 2701 nt
Organism: Cucurbita maxima (winter squash)
Lineage: Eukaryota; Viridiplantae; Streptophyta; Magnoliopsida; Cucurbitales; Cucurbitaceae
Product: auxin response factor 18
Exons: 5
Coding region: 494-2524 (676 amino acids)
Biological process (GO): response to hormone; regulation of DNA-templated transcription
Cellular component (GO): nucleus
Molecular function (GO): protein binding; DNA binding
Source: RefSeq, a predicted model, not a curated record